CCUGGAUCUGGGACUGGCUCCUCCGUGCCCCGCGCCCAGCUCCCCGGCAUCGGCCUGUCCUUGAUGGGAAACCAACUGGACCGGAUCACGCACCUGAGCUACAGCGAGCUGCCCACCGGGGACCCGUCGGGCAUCGAGCAGGACGAGCUGCGGGUCGGGGUCGCCUACUUCUUCUCCGAUGAGGAGGAGGACGCGGAUGAGCGAGGCCAGCCAGACAAGUACGGCGUAAAGGGGCCCCCGGGCGGCGGCGGCGGCGGCGACGGCGGGGGCAGCCCGGGCCCCGGGACGCCCACCCACCACCCGCACCACCUGGUGCACCAGCUGGUGCUGCACGAAGCCCAGUGUUCCGCCUUCCGUGGGCCCGAAUGCAUCUUCUCCAAGGGAGGCGGGGGCGCCGGGGAGCUGGGGGUCUACGCGGUGACUGCCCUGCCCGCCCUCUGCCAGCCCGGCGACCUCGUGGAGCUGCUGUGGCUGCGGCCGCCCGCCGCCGCCGCCGCCGCCGCCGCCGGGGAGCCCCCCGGGUCUGCGCCGCCGCCGCCGCCCCCGCACUGGGCGGUCUACGUGGGCGGCGGCCAGGUCAUCCACCUGCACCGGGGCGAGAUCCGCCAGGACAGCUUGUACGAGGCGGGCGCUGCCAACGUGGGCAGAGUGGUGAGUAACUGGUACCGCUACCGGCCCCUGCUGGCCGAGCUGGUGGUGCAGAACGCCUGCGGCCACCUGGGCCUCAAGAGCCCCGACGUGUGCUGGACCAACUCCGAGAGCUUCGCCGCCUGGUGCCGCUUCGGCAAGCGCGAGUUCAAGGCUGGCGGCGAACUGCCCGCGGGCAGCCAGCCCCCGCAGCUGCAGUACUAUCUCAAGGUGCACCUGGGGGACGGCAAGGUGCACACGGCCAGGUUCCACAGUCUAGAGGACCUCAUCCGGGAGAAGCGGCGCGUGGACGCCAGCGGCACGCUUCGGGUCAUCAAGGAGCUGGCUGCCCUGGUGGAUGGCAAGGAGUAGCCCGGACCCGCCGCUGCCUCUCUCCUUUCUCUCCCUCCCCUCCUUUCCUCUCCCUUUCCCUUUUCCCUUUCUUCGCCUAGUCUCCCUCCUCCCCUUCCCUCCUCUAGCUUCCCAAAUCGGUGGAAAACUCCUCUGUGUAACUCAGCACGACCCCUCCCUAACCUCAACAGGCCCAGAGCCCCCACUGGCUGGUUCUGUGUUGCCCACACAUUGCUAGGGACGGGCAGCCAUGGGGUCUUGCUCCUCAGACGUUUAGACCUUUUGGGGAAUUGGCUGAGGCAGAAGGAGGCGUCCGGAGGAGAAGGAGGAAGAGCUGAAGGUCUCCUCCUUGCCCCUGAAGCCAGCUGUCCUGGCCUUGUUAAGGAGGGGAUCCUCUCCCAGAUGUAGGGACCAGUAGCACGUGGGGAGGGCAAGAAGUCAGGGCCCCAGGCCGAGGCCCUUUGCAGCUAGAGGAACAAACAUGAGAGGGUUACUGGGUACAAUGGGCUGUUCCCACACCAGUAUCCCUUUUCCAAGUGGGGACUGUGCUCUCUGCCUCAGGAGCACAGCCACUGCUACAGAAGGGGAGGAAGGGAUCUGAGAAGGCCUGAGAACCUCAGCUAGAUCACCAGGCUUUCUUCUGGAGCCCAAUGUCCUUGGGUUUGUAGGGUUUCCUAAAGAAAUAAAUGACGCCACGUUCCUGAGCUCCCGGAUAUAAUUCCACAGGAAGCCACUUGGGGACCAGGUAAAGUGCCCAGGUUAUCCUAGCUCUGCCCUGGCCCUCUGGCCUCAGACCUCUUUGGCUUCUGGACAGUGCUGGCUUCUCGGGCUGUUGUCCCAGCUCCCCAUCUUCCUGCAGAGGUGUUAUCCACCUCCAGAAUUCCUGGAGGACUCAGCUGGUGGUGGUGGUGCUCAGCUGCCGGCUGGGAACUGAGGAGGUGGGUCCACCUACCCUCCCCUGGGCCUGGUAAUCGAAACCAGGUGGGCAAGAUCCUGCCCCCAGAAAAGGGAGCCGGUGACCCCUCCUGGCAAACCUUGUAAGAGCAGCUAGAUCCCCUGCCUUCUGGCUCCAUUUCAAACCUGGCCCACCUGGGUGGAAGGAGAGGGAGGCAAGUAGCAAUUGCCCAGGAUUGCCCGGGCGGCAGAAGGGAAGCCAGCAUAUCAUACCUGGGCAACUUGGUUUGACUUUAAGACGUCUGAGUCAUUGGGACAACGGGCAAAGUUUAAAGGAAAAAAGAAAAGAAAAUACAGCAAGAACAAUUUUCCAAUUAUGUCAACAGAGUCAAUCACGUUGAUGUUUUAUUAAAGCAUUUUAGGGACCUGCUAAUAAAAUUUCAAAUUGAAAUUUUUCUUUUCAUGGCUUGAUUCCAUGAUGGUUUAAAUAACCAGGGGCCGUAAAGAGGAGAUUUGUAGCUGAGAGCUGAGCUAACAUUGCCUUUCACCAGAUUUUGUUCUCAGAUCUUCUGACAAUUGUUUCUUGAAUAUCGUAGUUUUAUUUUUGUCUUUUGACAGCAGCCCCAGGAUAGGUGAAGUCUCUAAUCAGCAGGUAGACUGGACUGACUUUCUCUCAGUUCCAGGGUUGUUUUAAAAUUAGCUUAUGGGAAAUGGCUAAUAGUUUUCUCUUUCCUUCUGCUGUUUUGUUUGUCAUGCACCCCCCACCUCAUUCUUCUGACAGCCUCUUUCCACUUCUUCAUUUCCCCUUUUUAUCUCCCCUCAUGAAUCUAGAGUGGGCCAAAUCACUGCCCUUUCAAAGAGAACAAGACAGACAGACACUGACAGAGAGACAGUGGCAGUCACAGAGAGACAGAAGGGAGAACAGCAAGUGGGCUGGGGCCAGGUCUUGUUCCAGGAAUCCAGGUGGGGUGUGGGUUUGCAGCUUCCCCCCCACUGUCCCUGCACCACCAGUCUGUCUGGCUCUGACUCACACUGUACAAGAAACACCCCCAGCAUCUCCUGCGCUCACCAAAGAAUCUGUCACCAAAAUAGAGCCGGGGUGUGUAGGACCAGUUGUCUCAGGCGAUGACAAAUCAGAUUGACAGUUUUGAUCUGGCCAGACAGCAGCCAGCCUGUUGGCCUGGGCUCCUGGACCCCAGGAGGUGCUUAAUAGAUGUUUGAAUUGCAAAAUUUCAAGAGGGAAUAAACUGAGGGAUGCUGAGGAUGGGAAUGCCUUCAUUCCAGUGCUUCAUUUUUGUCUCUCCCCGCCCCCCAUCAGUUUCCCUCCUGAACUUGUCUCUUGUCUAAUCCUAAUUCUCAGGAUCAAAAAGUCAGAGCAUUGGGAUAGCAGCUCUGCAUUGUCCUGGCGUUUACCACUUCCCCAAUGAGGUAAUUUCUAAAACUGUGGAAAGCGCAUAUGCCUUUGUUUAAGAAGAAAAAAAAAACAAACAAAAACAAACAAAAGAAAGGGGGAAAAACCCGCAAAAAAAAAAAGCCGGUUAAUAAUGACUAACUUUAUUUUUGCAGUCUGCAGUCCCCCAAAGUUUUUUUUUCCUUAGCUACCCCCAGACCCUUUUUUCCAGUACCAGGAUGGCAUAUGCUAAGGCCCUGUCCUCUUACAGACAUUUGUUGCCCUCUUGCUGAUAUCUGAUAUCUGUAUCUUGGCUCCCUACUCUAUUAAAUACCAUCUAAAAUAUUCGUCCCUGAGGCUGCCUCCUUCUUAGUUUCCUCAUCUUUGACUUUUACCCUCUUCCCUAUACUCAGAGGACAGGGGUACAUGGGAGUCACCAGACACAUGAAAGAGUCAACCUCUCUUUGGCUUUUGACACGGGUUUUGGUUCUGCUAAGGGUCUGGGCUCUUGACCCCAGUGAUUUCCAAUGGCAGGGCCUAGGCUGGGGUAUGGGGAGCGGGAAAAUGCUCCACAGUUUUAUAUUUGCUGAUAUGAGGUUGGUAAUAAAGAUGCUGGUUUGGCGGUUAAUGCAAUGUUCGUUCCUCCCGGGGCCCUGGAAGGCACUCUGGGGGCCCAGGGGAAGGGCUGUAAAGGGCUGCUGCUCAGCUUUCUGGGUGGACAGCUCCCGGUGAAUGAGAAUGUUGUUUAAACAUCCAUUGGCUUGUUCCAUGACCUUUAAAUUCAUCAGUGAUGCUGGAAUGGUUUCAUUAUAUUGUGUUAAGGGGAAACCAUGAUAUUUACAAAUUAAGAUUCUGAUAAAAUUGUCUAAUAAUUGUCAUUCAAGGGAAAGAGCCCUGACUUUGGAUUCAGAAGACGUAGGUUCAAAUGUGGCCAACGUCCUUUACUACCUUUGUGACCUUGGGCAAGUCAUUGAUGUUCUCUGGCCUCAGUUUCCUCAUCUAUAAGAUGACAAGGUUGCAUUAGAGGACCUAGAAGGUCCUUCCAGCUGAUAAUCUCUGAUCCUAUGACCUAUGUUCAUUUAAUUGUGUAAUCAUGGACAAGAACCUAAUUCCCCAGCCUCAGGUUUUCUCAUCUUUAACAGGUAGUUGGACCGGUGUCCCCUGAGACUCCUGUGACUUCUUAGGCCUGUCCUCCCAUAGUGGAAAGGCCCUCCUUCCCAUGCAGAGGUAGGGAGGCAACACUCGGUAAUGAGUACUGCAUACACCAUCAGGCUUGAUUAAUGUGGUAGUUUUGCUAAGCUGCUUUUUUAAAAUCUUUCCUCUUUAAAACUUUUUUUUUUGCCAUAAGGGAUGGGUCUGUGGGGAGAGGGAGGGGAGGAAUACAUUUAGAGAUAAAUGUGGUUCUAAAACAAAAAACAGCAAAAACAAAUAAAAAUGGGUAAGCCAAAGACCUAAGUUCCCAUUCCA
Messenger RNA from Vombatus ursinus (common wombat), 4729 nucleotides. RefSeq names its product family with sequence similarity 84 member A (gene LRATD1). The transcript has a single exon. The record is from RefSeq and is a predicted model, not a curated record. The coding region runs from base 64 to 999 and encodes 311 amino acids. NCBI's taxonomy places the organism in Eukaryota, Metazoa, Chordata, Mammalia, Diprotodontia, Vombatidae.